AAAGAUGAAUAAAAUCUUAAUUACUUUGCUUAGUUUAGUUUUAAGUUCUGAAGUGAAUUCCACGCCUCCUCUAAGUUUCGAAGCCAAUCCGGAUACAAAACGCCUUUAUGACGACUUAUUAAGUAAUUAUAAUCGUCUCAUACGACCUGUUGUCAAUAACACUGAAACUCUGACGGUAUGGCUUGGUCUGAAGCUGUCUCAAUUGAUUGAAGUUAAUCUAAGGAAUCAAGUUAUGACCACGAAUUUAUGGGUAAAACAGCGUUGGUUCGAUUAUAAACUGCGUUGGGAUCCCGAAGAAUAUGGCGGCGUUGAGCAAUUAUAUGUACCUUCGGAACAUAUUUGGGUCCCGGACAUUGUGCUUUAUAAUAACUGGGACGGUAAUUAUGAGGUAACGCUCAUGACAAAAGCAACCUUAAAAUACACCGGCGAAGUCUUUUGGGAACCGCCAGCAAUUUAUAAGUCAUCGUGCGAAAUGAAUGUCGAAUACUUUCCAUACGAUGAACAAAUUUGUUUUAUGAAAUUCGGUUCAUGGACAUACAACGGUGCACAGGUGGAUUUGAAACAUUUAGAUCAGGUUCCUGGCAGCAAUUUGGUGCAAGUUGGAAUUGAUUUAAGCGAAUUUUAUUUAUCGGUUGAAUGGGACAUUCUAGAAGUUCCAGCCACUAAAAACGAGGAAUAUUAUCCGGACACUUUGGAACCAUUUUCGGACAUUACAUUUAAGCUGACGAUGAGACGUAAAACAUUAUUCUAUACCGUAAAUUUGAUCGUGCCCUGUGUGGCCUUAACCUUUCUUACUGUCUUGGUCUUCUAUUUGCCUAGCGAUUCGGGUGAAAAGGUUACUUUAUGUAUUUCUAUACUUGUCUCAUUGACUGUAUUCUUCUUGCUGUUGGCCGAAAUUAUACCGCCAACAUCAUUGGCUGUACCACUGCUAGGAAAAUAUUUACUAUUUACUAUGAUAUUGGUCUCGUUGUCUGUCUGGACAACUGUUUGUGUGCUAAACAUACAUUUUAGGUCGCCAUCAACUCACAAGAUGUCACCAUUGGUGCGUAAGUUGUUUUUACAUUUUAUGCCGAAGCUAAUGAUGAUGCGCCGCACUAAAUAUAGUCUACCGGAUUACGACGACACCACGCCUAGUAAUGGCUACACAAAUGAAAUCGAUGUGCGAGAUAGCAUAAGCGAUUUUCCGAACGAUUUCAAGGAUGGCCAAGAUGCUGUUUACGACAAUGGCAACCAAAACUCCAUUGACUCUGAUAAUGUUAUACCGAGGAAUUUGACACCAGAAGUACUACAGGCUCUGCGUGCAGUACGCUUUAUAGCACAACAUAUUAAGGAUGCUGAUAAGGAUAACGAGAUCGUUGAAGAUUGGAAAUUUGUCUCGAUGGUUUUGGAUCGUUUCUUCUUAUGGACGUUUACGUUGUCGUGCAUUUUCGGUACAUUUGCUAUAAUUUGUCAAUCACCUUCGUUAUAUGACACACGAUUGCCUAUCGAUCGCCAGUUGAGUGAAAUACCGUUAAGGAAAAAUAAUUUCAUGUUACCGCCAGAUAUAGUUCGUCAAAUAGUUAAUUAAGAUAUUUAUAUAUUUAUCGAUGAUAUCCAUAAUUAUAGUUAAAAAUUUUCUCGCAUAAUGAAAACUAAAGUAACGACAUUAUCUUCCAAGUUUUAAAAUAGGUUCAUUGCUACUUUCAUCGAAACUGAAUAAACAACAAAAAAAUAGAAGAACAAAAAUGAAGGAA
This is a messenger RNA of Glossina fuscipes, 1733 nucleotides long. It is a transcript of the gene nAChRbeta2, whose product is annotated as acetylcholine receptor subunit beta-like 2. The transcript has 11 exons. The record is from RefSeq and is a predicted model, not a curated record. NCBI's taxonomy places the organism in Eukaryota, Metazoa, Arthropoda, Insecta, Diptera, Glossinidae. Gene Ontology annotation, biological process: chemical synaptic transmission; monoatomic ion transmembrane transport; signal transduction. Gene Ontology annotation, molecular function: transmembrane signaling receptor activity; acetylcholine-gated monoatomic cation-selective channel activity. The coding region runs from base 5 to 1567 and encodes 520 amino acids. Gene Ontology annotation, cellular component: synapse; neuron projection; postsynaptic membrane.